Molecule: messenger RNA, 2688 nt
Organism: Rhodofomes roseus
Lineage: Eukaryota; Fungi; Basidiomycota; Agaricomycetes; Polyporales; Fomitopsidaceae
Exons: 3
Coding region: 1-2688 (895 amino acids)
Source: RefSeq, a predicted model, not a curated record
AUGGCCGUGCUCGUCUCCCAGGACUGGCAGCCUCCCAAAGAACAUACCAUGGACGCGCUGCCCGCCCCGUCCGCCCAAAUCAGCCCCGCCGUCCCCCGCCAGCGCUCCUCGCCCGCCAACGACCAGGCUGCACCCAUGUCCCCCGCCCAGCAGCAGCCCUACCCCUACCCCGUCCAGCAGCAGCAGGCCGCCUGGCCCCCCGCCCACUCCCCCCAGCAGUACUACCCUGCCUUUUACCAAAACCAGCCGUCCUACCCCGUCCACGCCCACGCCCCCCAGCAGCAGAUGAACCCCUACUACGACCCCGCCAACAACCAGUACGCCCAGUGGGCCUAUCAGCAGAUGAUGUUCAACGCCCAGCAGGCCCAUCAAAUGUCCCACGUCCCCCAGCACAUCGCCUCCCAGCGCGGUAGGUCCGCCCCGCCCCCCGGCGACUACUUCUCCGUCAACCAGCUCCCCCCCUUCAACCCCUUCCCCAGCGGCACCCCGCCCCCACAUCCCUCCCAGCUCCCCAACGGCCCCUACCCCCCGCCCGACCAGCAGCAGGCCCACCCCCCGCAGUACCAGGGCUUCCACCCGUACCGCCGCCCGCCCCGCCAGGGCUCCUCCAGCCAGGAUCCGCCCCUCAGCACGGACUGGCGACCACCGCCCCAGUCCGGCCCCUUCCAGCCCCCCUACGUCCGCGCCGACGCUGCCGGAUCGUCCACAUCGAUCAACUCGUCCUCCAGUCACUCGGGCAGCCAACGCCAGCGUACAAACAGCAACCAGGGCCCGCCCGCCUCCCCGCCCUCGUCCCAUCAUGUCAAGUCGCCCAGCGCCCGCGGCGCAAGCGCGGCCGCGUCCCCGCCGCCCGCCGCCGCCGCCGCGCCGUCCGCCCCGCAACGCGCCCACGGCCGCACGUCCUCCCAGUCCUCGACCUCGUCCGCGGCCCCCCGCGCGCCCAGCACCUCGUCCACCACCACCGCGGCGUCCCACGGCGGCGGCAGCGCGACGCUCCGCAAACCGUCGCCACUCUCGCAGGGCAACUUCACCGCCGCGGAGAAACGCAUGUCGCGCGAUGACAGCGACCUCGCCGCGAUGCUCGAGCCCAGCCCGAACGCACCCGGCGUGCGCAGUGGCGGGCUCAAAGGGCGUCUGCGGCGCGCGCUCUCGCUCGGCGCGAACAACACGCUGCACGAGGAGGACGAGGGCGAGGACGAGGUGCCCAAGAACGGCGCACCGCCGCCGGCGGGCAGCUCGCAGGCGACGAUCACCGGCGACGACGAGUCGACCGCGACGGUCCAGAAGAAAAAGUCGCGCUCGCUCUUCAACUCGCGCCUGAACCGCUCCACGGACAACAUCUCGCUCUCGUCCACCAUGUCCUCCGCGUCCAUGGUCAUCCGCAAGCUCGGCAACAUCGGCAAGCUCACCCGACGCAACUCGCUCGCCGGCAUCACCUCGCUCUUCAAAGACAAGAAGGACAAGGAGGACGAGGAGGCCACCGGCCCCGGCGCCGCCGCCAAGAAGAGCAAGAAGAAGAAGGGCGAAAAGGGCGCCCCCGCGGACCCCAGCGUGUCCAUGGCCACCGCCGAGCUCGACCGCUCAGAAUACGCCAGCCCCGAGCUCGCAGGCCUCAGUCCCGCCGCCCGCCUCGCGCGGCAGCACACGCUCAAGAGCAACGCCGAGGCCGCAGCAAGGGCCAAGGCAGACGCAGAGGCCCGCGCCGCCGCAGCGGCCGCCGCCCAGAACGGCGAGCAGGCGGACGUGCCGGCGACGUGGGAGAAGAACACGACCACCCGGCAGGGCGAGGGCGCCGCCCCGGGGGGGCCGGGCGCGCGGCGGGUGAACGAGGAGGGCAUGGGCGUCGUGGACGACAACUCGGACAGCGGGAGCGACGAAGGGCCGCUCGACCGCCAUCCGCAGAGCUACAGCAUGGACGGCUGGGACGACGACGACGACUGGAACGAGGCGCACGAGGACGAGGACAUGACGAUCCGCGCCGAGCUGGAGGCCGCGACGCUCGAGGACCACCACCAGGCGGAGAUGGAGCCGUGGGCGGUCAACGUCCGGCGGAGCGUCGAGAAGGCGCGCAAGCCGGCGAAGGGCAUCCUGAAAACCCGCGCAGACUACGAGCAGCCGGACCCGCCGUUCGCGCGCAUGCGCUCAAACUCGUACGACUCGGCGCCCUCGCGCAGCGGCGAGCUCGGGCCGCUCGCGCGCAUACCGUCGCCCGACCCCGACCACAUCGACGGCCUGCACAAGCACAACGCGCACGGCCCGCACCACGGCCAGGCGAACAGCAACGGCACGUUCAUCCCGCCGCUGUCGUUCGAGCACAACGGGCUCGCGCUCGACUCGCCAAAGGACAGCACCGACACGAGCAGCGUGAGCUCGGGCGCGACGGAGAAGGGCCUCUUCACGCAUCCCAACUCGUCCGCGCCCGCGCUCUCGACCAUGUUCUCGCCAAAUCCGCCGACGCUCUCGCAGCGCUCGGCGACCGCGCCCGCGAAGCGCCUCGCGUUUGCGUCCAACUUGUCCGUGUACGACACCUUCCCCGCGACGGUGUACGACAGGCGGAGCGAGCCUGCGACGUGGAGCCGGCUCACCCCGGCGCUGGCGCAGCGCAUCAAGGAGGAACUCAACUCGUACAAGAUGGAGGAGAUGGAGGUGCAUGCUGCAAGUCGUGUCCACACGCAAUUCUUCGUUUGA